UCUUUUCUCGCCUUCACGUAUCGUCAGCGUUCGUCUCUCCGUCUUGCAAGCGGUUGCUUUGCUCGUGUACAAAUCGGAAGCGUUGUCUCGAUAAGACUGCGACUCGAUCGACAUAGACCGGCUUGAGGUCAGGGGGAAAGGUCGUUUUUGAUAUUGUACCACCAAUCUCGACUCCGUGUAGCCACGCCUACGCCUAAUUCCACCGCUAUGGAAUGCCUUCGCGACAACUUCCACGAUGGCUUCAUCCUUGGUGGUCGGUAUCAGACCAUCUCGCCCCUCAACCACGGCUCCUUUGGCAUGGUCUUCAUGGCCAAGGACGUCAAGACGAAUGAGACGGUCGCAAUCAAGUGUCUGACGAAGAAGUCGGCGGCGGACGAGGCCAGCUACGAGUUCGCCAUCGACGACAAGUCGGAGGAGCUCAGCCUGCACAGCCAACUGGGCUCGCACCCGAACAUCGUCAACCUGGUCGACUCGUUCGAGACGGAAGCCCAUGUCUAUCUCGUGUUGGAAUUCUGCCCGCGCGGCGAUCUGUACGAGGCGAUCCGGAUCGGCCAUGGUCCGCUGGAGACGGAGCAUGUGAGGCGCUUCAUGCUGGAACUUGUUGACGCUGUCGCGUACAUCCACUCCAAGGGCAUCUACCACCGCGACAUCAAGCCCGAGAACAUCUUCCUCACCCAGACUGGGUCGAUGAAGCUGGGUGACUUCGGACUUGCGACGACCGAGAAGUGGACCUACGAGACGACGGUAGGGAGCGAUCGGUACAUGUCGCCGGAGCAGUAUGACUCAGCCGGCGCUGGGUAUUCGCCUGCUCAGGCGGACAUCUGGGCCAUCGGUAUCUGCCUUCUCAACAUUCUGUUUUCGCGGAAUCCCUUCACCCAGCCGACGGAGGCGGAUCCGUUGUUCCUGGACUUCUCCCGCGACAAGCAGUCGUUGUUCGAUGUGUUCCCGUCGAUGUCGCAGGACACGUUUGAGGUCAUCGUGCAGUGCAUGAAUCUGGACCCGAGCAAGCGCUCCCUGGCUGGAGCCCGCGAGGCCUUGCUCCGUGUUGUUAGCUUCACCACCCUCGACGAGGCUCUCGACGAUUUCUGCUCGAGCGACCGCCGCGUCGUUGCCAGCUCGAACCGCGAGCCCUUGCGCACCCCCUCCAUCCAGAGUCCGCAGGUCGACAACGGAGCAUUCCCGUGGGCUAAGGCCCUGCAGGCAACGCCUCCCAAGCCGAGCCGCCAACUCAGUGUCAUCCCGGACGAGGACGUACCCGACGAGGACCUGUUUUCCAAGUCUGGCACGAGGUCGGACUGGAUGUCGGGUGCUGCGCACACGCCUUCCAUGUCGUCAUACAUGGACUCCAACCUUGGAGUUUCGAUGCAGUCCUUCAACCUGCCGUCCAAGUUCCGACCGAUCCUGCCCGCCAAGGCUGCCGCGAAAGUCGCGCCGAUGGCCGGGUCACUCCCCAUUACCAUGUCCAAGACUCGCCAACAGUCCGCCAUGUCGCUGGUCUUCGGCCGCAAGGAUACGGUAUCUAAGAGCUGGAGCGAUCUGUGGGACGAGGAGUUUGAGGAGGGAGAGGCAGAUAAGCAGCUACAGGCGCUGAAGGAGAUGAACUCGAGAACCUGGAGCCAUGAAAGCACUGUGGCGCCGUCCCCGGCCAUUGACAACGAUGACACGCCUCGCCAAGGCAUGUCACCAGUUACCAAGUCGGCCGCGCUCGUCAACGACGAAAACACGAUGCCUGCCAUGGACGAGGCGCUUGGGGCAACUGUUGACCAGGACCUCGAAGCAGAUGGCUUGUUCUUCUACGAGGCACCCCCUGUCAAGGACGAAGCUCAUAUUCCGCGCCAAUCACCUACUUCGCGUCGCAACGACAUGGACAAGUGGGCAGCACUAGGUGAACGCCGCCGGGCAAUUGCUGGAAGCUCACCCCGCAAGGUCCCUGAUGUUCCCCUCCGAACGGGCCGGCAAGUUGGACAAGGGUUCCCGGCCAGUUCUCCAAUCAAGGGCCACAGCAGUUCCAGCACCCAAACCAACAAAUCACUCUACUUGGGCCAUUCGACUGGCCAUCACUCCCCUCAAGAACAUUCACACACCCAUCACCAAGGAAGGUGGAGCAACCGCGGUAGUCGCGAGCGCGCCAAGGAGUGCCCUCGGAACAAGGGCCGCGACCGAGAUUGGAAUUGGAACUUUGAUUGGCGCAAGGAGAAGCGCACUGCGUUUGGUUAUUUUGGGUGGGUUGGUAACUGGCAAGAGGCUCGCUCCUGAGGGGAGCGCGGAUCUCGGAAGCCGGCUUAUCAAAUGUGGUUGGGCCCACCAGUUUCCUUGAUCCACAUCCGCCGUCCUCACUCACAGUCCGUCGAUCGGAACAAUUGUUUUUGUCUUCUUUCUUGGUGUAAGAGGUGCUGACCCUCGCGGUGUUGGUUUCUGUUUUUUUCACACAUUUGUGC
This is a messenger RNA of Chaetomium strumarium, 2438 nucleotides long. RefSeq names its product kinase-like domain-containing protein. Gene Ontology annotation, molecular function: ATP binding; protein kinase activity. NCBI's taxonomy places the organism in Eukaryota, Fungi, Ascomycota, Sordariomycetes, Sordariales, Chaetomiaceae. Gene Ontology annotation, biological process: protein phosphorylation. Bases 208 to 2256 code for a protein of 682 amino acids. The record is from RefSeq and is a predicted model, not a curated record. The transcript has a single exon.